UGUUGGUUUAUUUUAUUUCCAUGCAGUGUGAGUGUCCCGCCUAAGUCUCAUUAUUAGCAUAUUCGUAAAGAAAACGUGAUGCCGUCGAUUCCGGGCAAAUAUCAACACUAUAAAAAUGAGAAUUUUGAUGAUUAUUUCAUCGCAGUUGGUGUUCCAUACAUCCCCCGUAAGAUGAUGGCGAUGUCAUCGCCUCUUAUGGAGAUCACACUGGAUGGAGACAUGAUGACAAUUAAAAGCUCUUCAUUGAUGAGAACUUUAGAAAACACUUUCAAGCUUGGAGAGGAAUAUGAAGAAAGAAUGCCAAAUGCUACUAUUAAAAGCACAACCACAAUACAGAAUGAAAGUGAAAUGGUAACAAACUCAGUUAUUAAUGAGACUGGCGACAAGUGUGGAAGGCAUUAUUUUUUCACUGAUGAAGAAUGUAUUGUGACACUAACCCAUGACAAAGCCAAAACUCCAGCAAAAAGAUACUUCCGCAGAGUCGAGUAAAUAUGACAUACUUAAUGGAGUUACUAAUUCCUUAAGUACAUACAUACAUGAAGAAGGUAUAUUACAGCUAUUACACUUUUGAAAUCUAUUUUUUAAGAGUUACUUUUGUGUUAAUUUUAUAUGCUAUUUUUAUGUUUAUAUAAAUAGAGGUUUAUAUGAAUUUUAUUAUUAAACUUAUGCUUAUUAUAAGUACCCC
Hyposmocoma kahamanoa is the source of this 685-nucleotide messenger RNA. Its product is annotated as fatty acid-binding protein, adipocyte-like. The transcript is spliced from 4 exons. Gene Ontology annotation, biological process: fatty acid transport. Lineage: Eukaryota; Metazoa; Arthropoda; Insecta; Lepidoptera; Cosmopterigidae. Gene Ontology annotation, cellular component: cytosol; nucleus. The record is from RefSeq and is a predicted model, not a curated record. Gene Ontology annotation, molecular function: fatty acid binding. The coding region runs from base 79 to 489 and encodes 136 amino acids.